CAAUGCCAAAAAAUAAAGGAAAGGGAGGAAAAAAGCGAAGACGAGGGAAGAAUGAGAAUGACAUUUUGAAGAGAGAAUUGGUUGAAAAAGAUGGAGAAAAUCAAGCCUAUGCACAAGUGCAGAAAAUGCUUGGGAAUGGGCGUCUGACAGCUUUUUGUUUUGAUGGAAAACAGCGGCUUUGUCAUAUUCGAGGCAAAUUGAGGAAGAAAGUUUGGAUAACACCUGGUGAUAUUAUUCUUGUUGGACUUAGAGAUUAUCAAGACGAAAAGGCAGAUGUAAUUCUAAAAUACACACCGGAUGAGGCUCGUAUUCUCAAAAAUGCUGGUCAGUUGCCUGAAAGUACAAAAUUAAACGAAGGCGAAGAGGAAGAUGCUGGAGGGGUUGAAUUUAUUGAUUCUGGCGAGCAUUACAGCGAGGACGAAGUUGCUGCUCAAGACAGAAAUUUCUCUCUUAGUGAAAGUAGUGAAGAAGAGUCAGAUGAAGACGAGGAGGAGGAGGAAGAAGAAACAAAUAUUAAAAGUAAAGGGAAGGUUAAAUGA
Molecule: messenger RNA, 539 nt
Organism: Meloidogyne enterolobii
Lineage: Eukaryota; Metazoa; Nematoda; Chromadorea; Rhabditida; Meloidogynidae
Source: the annotation of a GenBank genome assembly